Messenger RNA from Bubalus bubalis (water buffalo), 3984 nucleotides. It is a transcript of the gene JAKMIP2, whose product is annotated as janus kinase and microtubule interacting protein 2. Lineage: Eukaryota; Metazoa; Chordata; Mammalia; Artiodactyla; Bovidae. The transcript has 22 exons. Bases 968 to 3430 code for a protein of 820 amino acids. The record is from RefSeq and is a predicted model, not a curated record. Gene Ontology annotation, molecular function: microtubule binding; kinase binding.
AUCCACUCUUAUGCAAAUUCUUCUACUCUAACCACUGGAGUCAGUGAGAUGCUAAAACUGAAGCCAGAUGAGGGCACCUCUCCUGUCAAAUCCUACAGUGGGACCUCACUCUGAGUAAAAGCCCAAGUCGAUGUAAAACGGCCUAAAAAGUACAGUGUGGUUUGCACACACUGCCCUCCCAUUAAUGCCUGCCCUCAGCUUGGCUGCUGUCCUAAUUUGCUUAUUCCCUCCUGCCUGGCUGGCCUCCUGCAGUUCCUGGAACUUGGAUGUCUGUACCCACUGCAGAGCUCCUGUACUUGCCCUGCACUCCUGGAACACUUCUGCCCAGGCGUCUGAGUGGCUCACCCCAUCCAGUCUUCAGCCAGAUAGCACAUGCUUGUCUAGGCUUUCUGUUAUCUAAAAUCUGAACCCACCUGAACACUUCCCAUCACCUUCCGUGCUUUUAUUGUUUCCCAUAAAACUUUGUCAUAAUCUAGCAGAGUACUUACUUAUUAUGCUUAUUGUGUGCCUCUCCUAACUAAUACAUUAUCUCCAUGAGCUGGAGACAUAUGUCUGUUUUCAUUUAUUUACUCAGUGCCAAGACCAGUGUUCAGCAGCUAUUACGUGUUCAAUAGACAUUUGCUGAAUAAACCAACGUUUAAAAAAAGCUCUUACUUGAUGCAUACAUUGCUAAACACUUCACCUGCAUUAUUCUGUGGAAUUUUCACUACCACCCUCCAAGGAAGGCCUGAAUGACAGAAUGAAGACAUGGGCUCUACAGUCAAACAUCUUGGAAUAAAUCUUCCCCCGUCAGUACUUGCCAGCUCAGAGCCGAAUGAAGGGCUUCCAGGGCAGUGGCUGAGGAGACCUUCCCGAGGGGCAACACGCAGUAGCUGCUGAGCCAUCGCACCCAGGAGAAGCCGCAGGAACAUGGCAGCCCCUGCUUGAGAGGAAUUCAACACCAACAGACUCCAUUCAGAAAGGAAUAAUGUCCAAGAAAGGGCGAAAUAAGGGCGAGAAGCCCGAGGCGCUCAUUGUCGCCCUUCAAGCUGCCAACGAAGACCUCAGGACCAAGCUCACAGACAUCCAGAUAGAGCUGCAUCAGGAGAAGUCCAAGGUAUCUAAACUCGAACGAGAGAAGACUCAAGAAGCCAAGAGGAUCCGCGAACUGGAGCAACGCAAGCACACGGUGCUGGUGACGGAACUCAAAGCCAAGCUCCACGAGGAGAAGAUGAAGGAGCUGCAGGCCGUGCGGGAGAAUCUCAUCAAGCAGCACGAGCAGGAAAUGGCCCGGACAGUGAAGGUGCGGGAUGGCGAGAUCCAGAGGCUCAAAUCAGCGCUGUGCGCGCUCCGGGACGGCAGCAGCGACAAAGUAAGGACAGCGCUCACCAUCGAGGCCCGUGAGGAGGCCCGGAAACUGUUCGAUGCCGAGCGCCUUAAGCUCUUACAGGAGAUUGCGGACCUGAAAACGGCCAAGAAGCAGGUGGACGAGGCGCUGAGCAACAUGAUCCAAGCGGAUAAAAUCAAGGCUGGGGACCUCAGGAGUGAGCAUCAGUCCCACCAGGAAGCCAUCUCCAAGAUCAAGUGGGAGUCGGAGCGGGAUAUUCGGAGGCUGAUGGAUGAGAUCAAAGCCAAGGACAGGAUCAUCUUUUCUCUGGAAAAGGAACUGGAGACCCAAACAGGCUAUGUACAGAAGCUCCAGCUCCAGAAGGAGGCUUUGGAUGAACAGCUCUUUCUGGUCAAGGAGGCUGAAUGUAACAUGAGCAGUCCGAAACGAGAAAUCCCAGGAAGGGCAGGAGACGGCUCGGAACACUGCAGCAGUCCAGAUUUGCGAAGAAAUCAAAAGAGAAUAGCUGAGUUGAACGCCACGAUAAGAAAAUUAGAAGACAGGAAUACCUUGCUUGGAGAUGAACGAAAUGAAUUGUUAAAGCGUGUGCGGGAAACCGAAAAACAAUGUAAACCUCUUCUGGAAAGGAACAAGUGCCUCGCCAAGAGAAAUGAUGAACUGAUGGUGUCUUUGCAGCGCAUGGAAGAGAAACUAAAAGCCGUUACCAAGGAAAAUUCAGAAAUGAGAGAAAAAAUCACAUCCCAUCCACCCUUGAAGAAAUUAAAAUCUCUAAAUGACCUUGAUCAAGCUAAUGAAGAACAAGAGACAGAGUUUCUAAAACUUCAGGUCAUUGAGCAACAGAACAUUAUUGAUGAGCUCACAAGGGACCGGGAAAAGCUCAUUCGUAGACGAAAGCAUAGAAGAAGUUCCAAGCCAAUUAAGAGGCCUGUUUUGGACCCAUUUAUUGGCUAUGAUGAGGACUCCAUGGAUUCAGAAACAUCAUCCAUGGCCUCAUUUAGAACAGACCGAACACCAGCUACUCCUGAUGAUGACUUGGAUGAGAGUUUGGCAGCUGAAGAAUCUGAGCUGAGAUUCCGACAAUUAACAAAAGAAUACCAGGCUCUCCAAAGAGCAUAUGCCCUCCUGCAGGAGCAGGCUGGAGGCAUCAUUGAUGCUGAAAGAGAAGCCAAGGCUCAAGAACAACUCCAGGCCGAGGUGCUACGGUAUAAAGCCAAAAUAGAAGAUCUGGAAGCGACUCUGGCUCAGAAAGGGCAGGAUUCUCACUGGGUAGAAGAUAAACAACUUUUCAUUAAGAGAAACCAGGAGCUUUUAGAAAAGAUAGAAAAACAAGAGGCAGAAAAUCACCGGCUCCAACAGGAACUACAGGAUGCCAGAGACCAGAAUGAGCUGCUGGAGUUUCGAAACCUAGAACUAGAAGAAAGAGAGAGACGAUCCCCUCCAUUUAAUCUGCAAAUUCACCCAUUCUCAGAUGGUGUGAGUGCUCUCCAGAUCUACUGUAUGAAGGAAGGUGUCAAGGAUGUGAAUAUCCCUGAUCUCAUAAAGCAGCUUGAUAUCUUGGGUGAUAAUGGGAAUUUAAGAAAUGAAGAGCAAGUGGCUAUAAUUCAGGCCAGCACUGUGCUGUCCCUGGCAGAAAAGUGGAUCCAGCAAAUUGAAGGAGCAGAGGCUGCCCUGCACCAGAAAAUGAUGGAAUUGGAAAGUGACAUGGAACAAUUCUGCAAAAUCAAAGGCUAUCUGGAGGAGGAGCUAGACUACAGGAAACAAGCCCUCGACCAAGCAUAUAUGAGAAUCCAGGAACUAGAAGCAACUUUGUACAAUGCUCUGCAGCAAGAAACUGUUAUUAAAUUUGGUGAAUUAUUAAGUGAAAAGCAGCAGGAGGAGCUGAGGACAGCAGUGGAAAAGUUACGGCGGCAGAUGCUGAGGAAGAGCAGAGAGUACGACUGUCAGAUUCUUCAGGAGAGAAUGGAGCUCUUACAGCAGGCCCAUCAGAGAAUUCGUGACUUAGAAGAUAAAACAGACAUCCAGAAAAGACAGAUAAAGGACCUAGAAGAAAAGUUUCUGUUUCUAUUCUUGUUCUUCUCUCUUGCCUUUAUUCUAUGGCCUUGAUGUCAAGGUGCCUCUUACAGAGAAACCGAAAACAUGGAUAAGACCGCAGAAAAGCAAAUACUUCUAAACCUUCAAAGAUGGCAGAAAUGUUCACAGCAGUGAAAGGGAGAUCAAAAGCUAAGACCCAUCCUGUAGCCAGGACUACACCUGUGUAUUUUAAAGCCAUUAUUCAAGGUUUCUUACUUGACAGUUCCUACAUGACCCUGUUGAAAAUCUACAAUAUAUGCUGCAUUAACGAAACCUGUAUAUGUCAAACCAGAAGGAAAGAACUAUAGACAUAUAUUGUGUGAAAGAAACAAUUCAGCAAGGGAAACAGUUUCAGCAGAUCAAGCAAAGACGUGUCUUGGGCAUGGAACCAAAGUUACAAAGAAACAUUCUACCCCUGCUGUGCAGGGGGGGUCAUUUUAAUGUAACACCACACCCCAUGGAAAUACUAGUCCUGAAAUAAACAUCAUUGAAAACAAAAAUCAAAACAAAAAGAUAAGGGGGGUGGGGAUCGAAGCACGAGGAAUACCUAUGAGGAGCUGUUUACAAUAAAAUGUUUGAUUUGAAAA